AUUUCUGGUCACGUGCUUUGCUGCGCCUGCGCUAUCCACCUGGGUGGAUAGGGCAGCAGUCGCCCCGCCCAGACUCCAUUUCCCAAUGUCCGCUGCGGUAGCGCGGAGAGUAACGGGCGUUGUAGUCCGGCUGCUCUUCUGGCUGGUCCAGCUACAUCGACUCGCAGGAUGUCGGAGGUGCGGCUGCCACCGCUACGCGCCCUGGAUGACUUCAUUCUGGGGUCGGCGCGUCUGGCGGCCCCGGAUCCAUGCGACCUGCAGCGAUGGUGCCAUCGCGUCAUCAACAACCUCCUCUACUAUCAAGCCAACUACCUUGUCUGCUUCGGCUUCGGUCUUGCUCUGGCUGGGUACGUGCGCCCGCUGCACACCCUCCUAAGCGCACUGGUAGUGGCGGUGGCCCUCGGGGUGCUGGUGUGGGCGGCUGAGAGUCGCGCAGCCGUGCGCCGCUGCCGCCGCAGUCACCCGGCCGCCUGCCUGGCUGCAGUGCUUGCCGUUGGCCUCCUGGUUCUCUGGGCUGCAGGCGGCGCUUGCACCUUCCUGUUCAGCAUUGCCGGGCCUGUGCUUUUGAUCCUGGUGCAUGCCUCGCUACGCCUGCGCAACCUCAAGAACAAGAUAGAGAACAAGAUUGAGAGCAUUGGUCUCAAGCGGACGCCAAUGGGGCUGCUACUGGAGGCGCUGGGACAAGAACAGGAGGCUGGAUCCUAGGGCCCUGGGCUCUAUACCCAAGACCUGGAGAAUGCCACCCCCCCCCCCGCCCCGACCCAUAACCAGGAUUCAAAGCACUUUCCCACCCCUUAAAAUAGGAGCCCCUUGUCCAGUUCAAAAAGCAGGGCAUCUGUAACUACCCCCCUGCCCCAGUCCCCAGAUCCAAAACUGGGAUAACCCUCAUACCCAGUCCCCAUUACCCAGGGGACCAGAGUCUUCCCCAGCCCUGAACCUGGGAUGCAGAGCCCACCCACAUCCAGCCCAAAACUGGGGCUUGAAGACCUGAGUAUACAUGGUCGACCUCAAACGAGACAGAGACACUCCCCCAACCCCAAUCUGGGACCCACUUGUCUCCCAUGCUCAGCCCCAAGGCUGGGAUGUGGGACCGAGGCAUUCUCAAAUCUUGAACCUUAGACCAAGGUUUUUCCAUGCCACACCCCAGCUUUGAACCCAGGCGAAAGCAUUGCCAAAUCUUGACCCUAGGACCUGAGUUUUCAGUCCCCCUCUGGGUGGAAAUCAGGUAUCCUGACCUUGUUGAACCCUUGGUCCCAAGUAACCCCACUCACCAGUCCCAUUUGCCUCCCUCCAGCUCUGCUUAGAGAUUAUGCCUCUCAUCCUCUGCCAAAGUUCCACAGUGGUGAGGACCAUGGGGGUGAGGGUAGCCCCAACUCGGAAUGAAGCAUAUGUAUCGGUGUUGCUGCAGCAAUAAAGGCUGUUACAUGGCUCAAGCCAAUUGGGCCUCCUGGAUAAA
Molecule: messenger RNA, 1456 nt
Organism: Pteronotus mesoamericanus
Lineage: Eukaryota; Metazoa; Chordata; Mammalia; Chiroptera; Mormoopidae
Gene: PRAF2
Product: PRA1 domain family member 2
Exons: 3
Coding region: 169-705 (178 amino acids)
Cellular component (GO): membrane
Source: RefSeq, a predicted model, not a curated record